This is a messenger RNA of Castor canadensis (American beaver), 3346 nucleotides long. It is a transcript of the gene Asb4, whose product is annotated as ankyrin repeat and SOCS box containing 4. NCBI's taxonomy places the organism in Eukaryota, Metazoa, Chordata, Mammalia, Rodentia, Castoridae. Gene Ontology annotation, molecular function: protein binding. The record is from RefSeq and is a predicted model, not a curated record. Gene Ontology annotation, biological process: intracellular signal transduction.
GAUGGAGCAGAGGAUGGACGGCACUACUGCCCCUAUCACUAAAUCUGGAGCUUCCAAGUUAGUUAAGAGAAAUUUCCUUGAGGCUCUAAAGUCAAAUGACUUCGGAAAAUUGGAGGCUAUUUUAAUCCAAAGGCAAAUAGAUGUGGACACAGUUUUUGAAGUUGAAGAUGAGAAUAUGGUUUUGGCAUCUUACAAACAAGGUUAUUGGUUGCCCAGUUAUAAGUUGAAAUCUUCCUGGGCAACAGGCCUGCACCUGUCAGUCUUAUUUGGUCACGUGGAAUGUCUUCUGGUGCUACUGGACCACAACGCCACCAUCAACUGUAGGCCCAAUGGCAAAACUCCUCUCCACGUUGCUUGUGAAAUGGCUAACCUGGACUGCGUGAAGAUCCUCUGCGACCGUGGAGCAAAGCUCAAUUGCUACUCCCUAAGCGGACACACGGCUUUGCACUUCUGCACCACACCAAGUUCCAUUCUCUGUGCCAAGCAACUGGUGUGGAGAGGUGCAAAUGUGAACAUGAAGACCAACAACCAGGACGAGGAGACGCCCUUGCACACGGCUGCCCACUUCGGCCUCUCAGAGCUGGUGGCCUUCUACGUGGAGCACGGGGCCAUCGUGGACAGCGUGAAUGCCCACAUGGAGACCCCGCGCAUCGCUACCUACUGGGCGCUCCGCUUUAAAGAGCAGGAGUACAGCAGGGAGCACCACCUCAUCUGCCGUAUGCUGCUGGACCACAAGGCAGAGGUCAAUGCCCGCGAUGACGACUUCAAAUCUCCGCUGCACAAGGCCGCCUGGAACUGUGACCACGUGCUCAUGCAUAUGAUGCUGGAAGCUGGUGCUGAAGCCAAUCUCAUGGAUAUCAACGGCUGCGCUGCCAUCCAGUACGUGCUGAAGGUCACCUCCGUGCGACCUUCUGCCCAGCCUGAGAUCUGCUACCAGCUGCUGCUGAACCACGGGGCAGCGCGCAUAUACCCGCCCCAGUUCCACAAGGUGAUACAGGCUUGCCAUUCUUGCCCCAAAGCGAUUGAGGUCGUCGUCAAUGCCUAUGAACACAUCAGGUGGAACAUAAAGUGGAGAAGAGCUAUCCCUGAUGAUGACUUGGAGAGACACUUUGAUUUUUACCACUCUCUCUUCACCGUGUGCUGUAACUCUCCAAGGACCCUCAUGCAUUUAUCGAGAUGUGCCAUUCGGAAAGCAUUACACAACAGAUGCCACAAAGCAAUUCCUUUGCUUUCCCUCCCAUUGUCAUUGAAAAAGUACUUGCUUUUAGAGCCGGAGGGAAUCAUUUAUUAAGCUUUAUGAGACAGCAGUUCCAAAUCCUAGAUAUUUAAGUGGACUCGCUGGGUGGACACAGUUUGCAUAAAUAAAACGGUCCUUGGGCUGAUGAUAACACUUCAGGGAUUUCAAAACACUUUACAAACACUAUGUCAUUAAUCCUAGAGUAUCAUGGUUAGGGGAAAUAAACAAGAGAUGUUAGGAAUUUUCAAAGACAAGUAUGUAUUUAGAAGGUACUGAUGUAGCAGUAGUAGCUAAUGUGCAUAGUGCUCUUAUGAGGUGCCUGAUAUAUUUUGUGAAACUUUUCAUAUAUUAUCUCAUCUGAAAUGGGACCCAAGUUUUCCUACAACCUAUUUCAUUCUCUACCUUAUCAAUAAUAAGUUUACAUUACUGUUCAGUUCGUAAUCUAGCAGAUUUUGUGAGUGACGUCUCCGCCCAUGACCAGUUAGCAGUCAUUACUGUCACUAGAUUGCAGACUCCUAUUCCCCAAACCAAGCUCCUCAACUUGUUUAGGGAAGAAUGCCCAUGAGUGUAGUCAAAAAAGGAGAUCCUUGAGUGAAAUUAGAGAUGAGAGAGAAAGACCAGUCCACUUAAUAGUCAGGAAUGGACGUUUCAGCACACACUCAUUGAGCCAGGCACUGGAGAUGCACAGGUAAGUCCGACGUGACUCCUGCCCUCCAGGGUCUCACCCUUUAGCCAAGGAUCCAGACAUACAAGCAGGUGACUGCUGUAUAAAGUGACGGGACAAGAGUACAGGUGCAGACUUAUUUAGUGCUUACCUUUCAAAGGUGUACUUUUGAUGUGACAUGUGUGGUUUUUUUCCUUGAAGCAUGAACACAAAGAGUAAAGGGAUUGUAGAGGUACCUCCUCCUUUUAUUAGGGUAAAUGCAUUUAAGUUUCUUCAAAUGUCUAGAAAUUGCUUUGUUUUAGUACAGUUUCCAAUUAGCCACUUCCCAGACUCUGAGAAAAAUACUGCGUACUCAGUGACUCUCUGUAUAUGACAAGGAAGUCUAGAGAAGUGGGGGAAGGGAAGAUUUAGUUGAUUAUUGUGGUCUUUUUAUGUAGCAGAGUAGCAUUUAAGCUGAAAGAUAAGUAAAUAGAAAGACUUUUUGAAAACAGUAAACGUUUGAGAAACUUGGUAAGAUAGAUGUGCUAAUCAGACUCUCUAGUUUGUGUUUUUCAGAAAGAAAAAAUGUGGAGAGUUCACCUCUGGGCCUCUGGCUUAUAAGGCCAAGUUUGCUUCAUGUUUUUGUUCUUGCUAAUCACUUUUAGAUAAACUCAUUGCUCUUGGCAUCACUUUUUUAGAGGCUACAGCAGAAGUGUUGAAGCAAACGAAUCUAUUUGCCAGUUUUGAGCAGCUUUCUUCUAUCUGUGUGGUCCUCCAUCUUAUUCAGCCUUGGAUGCAUGAGUGUUGAAUAGGGACGCCGUCAAAUAUUCCACUAGAUUACCACUAGGGUGUGCUUCUAGACUGGGAUUCUCUCACUCCCGGUGCUGUGUAGAGAAAACAUGAGUGGAUACAAUCAUCUUUCUAAGUAUUGUUUUUACUCAGCUAAUUUGGGGAAAAUAUUUUGUGUGGAAACAGGAUCUCUAUCAUGGAACAGAAAGCCGAACUUGUAUGAAUUACUCAUAUAAAGCAUGAUCCUUCAAAGAGUAGUUUGCUUGAGGGUUGUAGACAUGACUCAAGUGUAGAGUGUUUGCCUAGCAAAUGGAAGCCUAUGAGCUCAAACCCCAGUACUGCCAAAGGAGAAAAAUGUAUAUAUAUUCACACAAAAAAGUAGUUUGCUUGAGCAAGUGGUAUUAGAACAUAUCCCAGAAUAUUGGAAGGGUUGCAAGCUUCUCUCCAUCUUCAGGAACAUUCUGGCAGAAAAAAAAAUUGUGAUCCAGUGACUUAGGACAAGUAAGGUAAUGUUGAGGGCAAGAGAAAUUGAUGUUCUUCACAUGGGGAAAUAAAUACGUUUUUCUAUUGGCUUGCUUGUGUUUAAACAUCUGUAUUAAUCUGGCAUAGAAUGUGUGGCCACUUGUUUUGAAUUGUUUACUUGUGGACUUACCGUGAUUGUGAUUUUUUUCCUCAUA